UACAGUGGUAAACAAAGGAGCGAAUCCAGGCCGCACUGACUGACGGGUGUGACGAGCUGGGAUGAGCUGAGAACGCAUCCGAGUCAAAACCGAUGCAGGCUGGGGGCAGUCCCUUUCCUCCCCCUUCUGACUUUGCCACCCACUUGGGUGCUCAUCAUCUUCUUCCUCCAUCGCUCCCUCCCCUGUCUCCUCGUCCUCUCCUUUUCGCAAGAUCUCGCCACCGAUUUCAUUUCAUCUCGGAGCGGAAAAAAAUCGAGGAAUUUUUCUGAGUUGCGUGCUUCAAUCUUGCCGCCGCAAUUGCCGAGCACUGCUAGGAGUAGUAGUAUAAUCUUGAGGAAGGCGUUCUUGAAUCUUGAGGAUUUUGAUUCCUCCGGCUAGCGGUAGCGGGCGGUGGUGCGGGAAGUGUCUUCUUCCCCGUGAGCUCGAGAAAUUUCAUGCCCUUAGUCAGGGAAGGAGCCGCCUUUCUCACUCCCGCCGCCGCCGCCGCCGCGUCUCGCCGGGGAUGGGCGGCUUCUUCCGCCUCCUGCUCGCCGUCUCCGUCCUGCUCCACGUCCUCGUCCAUGGCGGCGGCCAGUUGUUGUUGUCCCUGAACCAGACCUGCGACGCCGCCGACCUCGCGGCGCUCCGGGCCUUCUCCAACGGCCUGGACGGCUCCCCCGGCGCCGGGCAGCUAGCCGGCUGGGAUGCCCCCGUCUCCGGCUCCGGCUCGUGCUGCGCGUGGACGGGGGUCACCUGCGACGGCCUCGGGCGCGUCAUCGGGCUGGAUCUCUCCAACCGCAGCCUCCAUGGCGUCGUCUCCCCCUCGCUCGCCUCGCUCCGCAGCCUCGCCGAGCUCAACCUCUCCCGCAACGCGCUCCGCGGCGAGCUCCCCACGGCGGCGCUCGCGCUGCUCCCAGCGCUCCGGGUGCUCGACCUCAGCGCCAACUCCCUCUCCGGCGACUUCGUCCCCUCCAGCUCCGGCGGCGCCCCCAACGAGUCCUCCUUCUUCCCGGCAAUCGAGGUGCUCAACGUCUCCUACAACGGGUUCACCGGCCGGCACCCUUCGUUCCCGGCCGCGGCGAACCUCACCGUGCUCGACGCCUCCGGCAAUGGCUUCUCCGGCGCCAUCGACGCCGCCGCCCUCUGCUCCGGCUCCGGCGCGCUCAGGGUCCUGCGGCUCUCGGCGAACGCCUUCUCCGAGCUCAGAAUCCCCGCAGGGCUCGGCCGGUGCCAGGCGCUCGCUGAGCUCGCCCUCGACGGCAAUGGCCUGGCGGGGGCCAUCCCCGCCGACCUCUACACAUUGCCGGAACUGAGGAAGAUCAGCCUGCAGGAGAACUCCCUCACAGGCAAUCUCGACGAAAGACUUGGUAACCUCUCGCAGCUCGUGCAGCUCGACUUGUCAUACAACAUGUUCUCCGGCGGCAUCCCUGAUUUGUUUGGGAAGCUGAACAAGCUCGAGUCCCUCAACUUGGCCUCCAAUGGAUUCAACGGCACGAUACCCGGCUCUCUGUCGAGCUGCCAAAUGCUGAAGGUGGUCAGCCUGAGGAACAAUUCGCUCUCCGGGGUGAUCGAUAUCGACUUCGGUUCGCUGCCAAGGCUGAACACUUUGGAUGUUGGGACUAACAAGCUUAGUGGCGCCAUACCUCCGGGCCUCGCGCUGUGCGCCGAGCUGAGGGUGCUCAACCUUGCCAGGAACAAGCUUGAGGGAGAGGUGCCGGAGAACUUCAAGGAUCUGAAGUCGCUGUCGUACCUGUCGCUGACCGGGAACGGGUUUACGAACCUGUCGUCGGCGUUGCGGGUGUUGCAGAAUCUGCCUAAGCUGACCAGCUUGGUGCUCACCAAGAACUUCCAUGGGGGUGAGACCAUGCCGGUGGAUGGCAUCAAUGGGUUCAAGAGCAUGCAGGUGCUUGUCCUGGCGAACUGCGCGCUCUCCGGCAUGAUUCCGCCUUGGCUGCAGACCUUGGAGAGCCUCAAUGUGCUGGAUAUUUCGUGGAACAAGUUGAAUGGGAGGAUCCCCCCAAGGUUGGGCAAUCUGAACAAUCUCUUCUACAUUGACCUGUCAAACAAUUCAUUCAGUGGGGAACUUCCUGAGAGCUUUACACAGAUGAGAAGUUUGAUUUCGAGUAAUGGCUCGAGUGAGCGGGCAUCAACGGAAGACCUCCCAUUAUUUAUCAAGAAGAAUUCAACCGGCAAAGGUUUGCAGUACAACCAGGUAAGGAGCUUCCCGCCAUCGCUGAUCCUAUCCAACAACUUGCUUGCAGGGCCAGUCUUGCCAGGCUUUGGCCGUCUUGUGAAGCUUCAUGUGCUGGACUUGAGCUGCAACAACUUCUCAGGGCACAUUCCUGAUGAGUUGUCAAACAUGUCGAGCUUGGAAGUGUUAAAUUUGGCCCACAAUGAUCUCAAUGGGAGCAUACCAUCAUCUCUUACGAAGCUGAAUUUCCUCUCCGAGUUUGAUGUGUCAUACAACAAUUUGGUUGGAGAUGUCCCAACUGGGGGCCAAUUUUCAACAUUUGCAACUGAAGAUUUUGUGGGAAAUUCUGCACUCUGCCUUCUUCGUAAUGCCUCCUGCUCUCAGAAGGCUCCAGUUGUGGGAACAGCACAACACAAAAAGAACAGAGCCAGCCUUGUUGCACUUGGAGUAGGAACUGCAGCGGCUGUUAUUUUGGUCUUGUGGAGUGCCUAUGUGAUCUUGUCAAGGAUUGUCCGUUCAAGAAUGCAUGAGCGCAACCCGAAGGCGGUUGCUAAUGCUGAAGAUUCCUCAGGAUCUGCUAACUCAAGCUUGGUGCUGCUUUUCCAGAACAACAAAGAUCUCAGUAUCGAGGACAUCUUGAAGUCCACAAACCACUUUGAUCAAUCAUAUAUAGUUGGAUGUGGCGGUUUUGGCCUUGUCUACAAAUCAACGCUACCGGACGGCCGGAGAGUUGCAAUCAAGCGGCUUUCGGGUGACUACUCUCAGAUUGAGAGGGAGUUCCAAGCCGAGGUGGAGACACUUUCGCGGGCUCAGCACAAGAACCUUGUGUUGCUGCAAGGGUAUUGCAAGAUCGGCAAUGAUAGGCUAUUGAUCUACUCAUAUAUGGAGAAUGGCAGUUUGGAUUACUGGCUUCAUGAGAGGGCCGACGAUGGUGCACUGCUGGAUUGGCCGAAGAGGCUACGGAUAGCACGAGGUUCAGCAAGGGGGCUGGCAUACUUGCACCUGUCAUGUGAGCCGCACAUAUUGCACCGAGACAUCAAGUCGAGCAAUAUCCUCCUGGAUGAGAACUUUGAAGCUCACCUGGCAGAUUUCGGGUUGGCGAGGCUCAUCUGCGCAUAUGAGACGCAUGUCACCACAGAUGUAGUGGGAACCUUGGGUUACAUUCCUCCAGAAUACGCGCAGUCGCCUGUAGCAACUUACAAGGGCGAUAUCUACAGCUUCGGCAUCGUCCUGCUGGAGUUGCUCACCGGCCGGAGGCCUGUGGACAUGUGCAGGCCGAAAGGAAGCAGGGACGUUGUGUCCUGGGUUCUCCAGAUGAAGAAAGAAGACAGGGAGACCGAGGUUUUUCAUCCAAAUGUACAUGACAAGGCAAAUGAAGGUGAGCUCAUCAGGGUGCUUGAGAUGGCAUGCCUCUGCGUGACCGCUGCUCCGAAGUCAAGACCGACCUCGCAGCAGCUAGUCGCGUGGCUCGACGACAUUGCGGAAAAUCGGAGUUUAGCCCAGUGAUGAAGCUUCCAGUAGUUUCGGUCUGCUCGAACAGAGGUUCAGCCUGGUAGAUUAGUUGUACAUAAUAUUUUUACAUAGCGUGAAAGCCGACAGUUCUCUUGCAUUUGAAAUGGUCCUGAGUAAUGGCCUGAGCAUCCUCUCUUCUUCAUAAAGGUGGUUGCAAGACUACCAGAAUGUAAAGAAAAAAGAAGCUUCGUAGGUAACAAUUUAGUGAUUACAUUGCCAGCUAUUUGACGGAUUUCGGUUACUGGUAUGGUAUGAAAAAAAAUGUGUUGCUAAUUUGUUUAGGUAAAUCGCUGUGACUUAAUUUCUGCUGUUUGAUGUUUGCAAGCCAGCCAGAGCUGAAGACUGAUUGCUCACUAAAUUAAUCAAAGGAUAAAAACAAUCCAAUGAGGUUGUUGUCUGCA
This is a messenger RNA of Brachypodium distachyon (stiff brome), 4083 nucleotides long. RefSeq names its product phytosulfokine receptor 1. The record is from RefSeq and is a predicted model, not a curated record. The transcript has a single exon. NCBI's taxonomy places the organism in Eukaryota, Viridiplantae, Streptophyta, Magnoliopsida, Poales, Poaceae. Bases 503 to 3676 code for a protein of 1057 amino acids. Gene Ontology annotation, molecular function: ATP binding; protein kinase activity; protein binding. Gene Ontology annotation, biological process: protein phosphorylation.